Molecule: messenger RNA, 1878 nt
Organism: Anneissia japonica
Lineage: Eukaryota; Metazoa; Echinodermata; Crinoidea; Comatulida; Comatulidae
Exons: 7
Coding region: 231-1781 (516 amino acids)
Source: RefSeq, a predicted model, not a curated record
CCAUACUAUCGCUGGAAUUGUAAACAAGGCAAGUAUAUAAUUGGGUCCCUCUUUCUGGCGAGUCUGAAGGGCAGUAUUGAGUCACUAAUAGGAAAACGCAAAUUAUGACGUCAUAGAGACGUACUAACCUGAAAAUUUAACGUUAGAAUUGUCACAACUAAUGCUGUGUUCUGUCGACUGAAAUGUAUUGAAAUGCUGCACGCAAGGCGAAUAGAAAAACGAAUGGCAAGAUGAUUGGCCUCCAUCUGAUAUUAACGGUCUUUGGUUGGUUAGUACUUAUUCUCCAGAUAUCUUCAGUAUGGGGUCAGGCUUCAAAAUGUGUUCCGAUUUACACAGAUAAGCCCAACGCAAUUUGCUGGGGUGACUUUCCAGCUGACACAGUGCAUGAUUGUAGCCACAAAUUCUGUUACGAUCUAAAUGAAGGUACAGACAAAUGUGUAUCGCCUUGGCGGAAACCGACAAUUCACAGGGAACGCGAGUUAGAGCGCAUAGCGACCCUGGCAAUGAACCAGUUCGUUACUCAGUCAUCGUGCACAAUGAGGCUAAAGACUAAUAGGAAUUUGAAGACGAACUUGCAUUUCUUUGCGAAUGAGACUGAAUGCACUGGCUUGGAGGCGUUCACUCUAUCUCAUGAUUCGUGUGCCGUACUGCAUCUAAACCGUAAGAUCAAAGGCUAUUGUAUAUGGUACCAUAAUGUUUGCCCAAAGGUUCCAACUGAUGUUACAGUAUGCAAAAGAGACAAAGGUGAAGUGAUACCUACAGACUCUCCAAGACUAGAUAGACCAACAUCCGAUGAACCUCUGAAGAAAUCAUCACUUAGCAUCGAGAUUAUCAUCAUCGUAGCAGUAUUCGCUAAUCUUAUCAUUCUGAUAGUAGUCGUGUUUAUUGUGGGUUUCUUAUUGAAACGAUCCAGAAUGACUAAUCGUCGUGAUAAUUUGACUGGGAACAAUUCAAGUAAAUCAAAUCGACCCCUCCCAAGAGUUCCCCACGGCGACCAUUCUAAAAAUGCUAUCCACAGAAUUUCGAAAGUUGACAGCGCUGAAUUUGAUAAAUGGAAAGACGAGAGUCACUACAUGUACUUAAGCCAUGAGUCAGUGGACACUCCAAGAUACCAUAGUGUAACUGAAAAUGAUGUACGUAAAGCGGUGGAGUCGAACUGGGAUUAUUCUUACCCAGACAUGGAAAAAGUUAAACGAUUUUCAUCAAAUUCGGAGACAACGCCUGAUAAAUCCAGUUAUAUGGUACUUAUGAAGGACGGAAAAGCUAAAGCAAAUGAAAUACAUGAACAUUCUGAGAAAAUAACGAACGAGGUUAUCGAUAAUCCAUCACCAUGCCAUGCUAAAUCGGAACAGGUUACUGAGACGCAUGCUCAUUCUGAUGUCGAUUGCACAGAGCAACAUGACGGGAUUCAGUGUAUUGAGCCUAAAUCAUCUGCAUUUACGGACAACGACGACGACUACAGUGAGUUGAAAGUGGAUUAUUAUGUCCUUGAGGAAAAUGAUUCUAAAAUUGAAAGUGAAACAGGAGGCCUAUUUAAUGAGAAUGAGUGUACUGUAAAUAGUAAUGAUGGUCACCGACCAAAUGAAGAGAUUGUCACAGACCCAGAAGAAGCCACCAAUCAUGACUACUUUCAACUUGAGAGUGACGACAUAGAAGAGGUAUCGAGAAGAAGUCCAGAAGAAGUAGACGAUCAGGACAGUAUACACGACGAACAAUUGUGCACGGAAGGCGAAAUUGUCAGAUCUGAACUUUGUCAUUCACUACCGAAUUCAAACUUAUAAAAAAUGACGUACAAAUACAUGAAGGGAUGGAGGAAGUAUCAGUUGCCAUGUGUAUCUGACUCUCUUUUUGCAUAUAGGAGGUUUAUGAACACUUAUA